UGUGGAUAAAUCUCCAGGACAACUUUGGGUGGCGCCAGAGCGCAAGGAAAGAAGAAAAGGAGGUGGAAUGAACACAACUCAUGGGUUAAUCUGCCCAGAGCAUCGCUUCUUUAUGGCUUCGGCCGUCUCCACAUCCCACAGCUAGAUGAUGAUGAUGAUGUGUGAAUGUAUUCAGCGGGUGGUGGUUGGACUUGCCACCUGUCAGGAAUGGUAAACGGGGCUUUUUUUUCCUCUCUGCUGAACACCGAGCCGACCUCUCCCUACUUCUUCUUCAUUUGGGGAAACAUUUUUUUGUGUGCAUUAGUGAAAUAAACGCGGAGAACUUUGGCUGCCCGGCUCUUGGCGCAAAGAGAAAGUGAAGUGACAGUGUGGUGAGAUUAUAACCGGAGUCUCUGUGCGCUUUGAAGAUUAGAGAGGGUUGACGACGUCUGAAGGACACUAAGAACUGGAUUAGGUAUUGUGCAGUCUAACCUACUUCUUUCUCAUCACUCUAUAUACAUCCCCCGUCCUCUGAAUAUUUGCGCAAUGACCUUUGGUGCACUUGGAAUACAUGCGGGUGCGUCCGUGAGGUGUGAGUGAAUUUGACUAAAGGGCGAGAUGUGGUGUGAUCACAGGAACUCAAAUCAGGUGGGCCGGCAAUAAGGCUUGACAGAAGAUGCGACGGGGGUGGUGGCUCGUCAGAUGGCUGGGGACAGGAAUGGCAAUCCUCUCUUUGCUAACCCACAGCUGGGGCCAGGACACAGGAGACUGGCAGUACGAGGAUUGUAAACUGUCCCGGCCCGGCCCCCCUGCAACCAUAGUGACCAUUGAUGAGGAGAGCCCCAACGGAACAGUUUUGGUGGAAAACAUGCAGAUAAAUGGCCACUCCCAAGGCCCAGACAAAAGCAUCUCGCUGACGUUGCUGGACAACUAUGACUACUGGGUGAUACUGGAACCAGCACGACAGAGGCUCUACCUCAACAGCACCGGGCGCGUUCUGGACAGAGACCCCCCCAACUACAUCAGCACCAUCGUGGUUCAGGUCCAGUGCUACAAUAUUCUUGUCGGUACCGUCAUUUUGCACGAGGUGCGGAUUGUUGUGAGGGACAAGAAUGACAACAUCCCUAGCUUUCAGCAGCCACGCUACUAUGUAGCAGUAAACGAGCUCACACCAGUUGGAACGACCAUUUUCACUGGCUUCUCAGGAAAUAAUGGAGCUACGGAUAUCGACGACGGGCCCAAUGGACAUAUAGAAUACGGCAUCCUUUACAACCCCAAUGACCCGGCAUCUAACAGAACAGUGAGUGUUGCAAACACCCUUUCAGGACACAUUACUCUGGCAGAGAGGCUAAACUAUGAGGAGAGGACUCGCUACCUGGUUUUGGUCCAAGCCAAUGACCGCGCUCCGUACCCCCCCAACAGACGAACGGCUACCACGACCCUGACUGUGGACGUUCUGGACGGAGACGACCUGGGCCCCAUGUUCCUGCCUUGCAUUUUGGUGAACAACACCCGCGACUGCAACCCCCUCACCUACCGUGUUGCUAUCCCUGAAUUCACUGAACCGAGCAAACUGAACCCGCUGAAUGUGACCCCUAUAAUCCGGGCCGUGGACAUGGACAGAAACAUACAGCCCCCGUCAGACAGACCAAGCAUUCUUUACUACAUCCUUGUUGGUCAUCCAAGCACGUAUCCGGAGUAUUUCUCCUUGAACAGAACUACUGCAGAGCUGCGUGUUCUGCAGCCUAUCAGCAGGGACUUGUAUCAAAGGUUCACGCUCAUCAUCAAGGCUGAGCAGGACAACGGCCACCCCCUCCCGGCCUACGCCGACCUCAUUAUCGAGAUCCUGGACGAGAACAACCAGGCGCCAUAUUUCCAGUUUGCCACCUAUCAGGGCUAUGUGAGCGAAUCCUCCCCAGUGGGUACGACUAUCUCAGCCAGUGCUAACCUCACUGCCCCCCUGGGAGUCAUCGCUCUGGAUAAUGACAUUGAGGAGACGAAAGACCCCAUGGUAAAGAUUACCCUGGAUGACUACACCACGAUCUUCAGCCUGACCCCGACUGGGAUAAUCCGCUACCUGAGGCUCAUCAAACCUGUGGACCGGGAGAAGCAGAUGGCCUAUACUUUCACGAUGGUGGCAUCAGAUGGCGUCCAGCAGAGUAUCCCUGUAACUGUCAACAUCCUGGUCAUUGAUGCCAAUGACAACACGCCCACGUUUGCCGAGGUCUCCUACAGCAUUGAAGUCUUCACAGACAUGCAGCCGGGGGAGACGGUACUACAGUUAACAGCAGCAGAUGCUGAUGAGGGACUGAACGGUCUGGUGACCUAUGAGAUACUAGCCGGCGCCCAGGGAGACUUCAUCAUUAGUAAUCGCUCUGGACGCAUCACUGUGGCGCCUGGUGUCACUUUGACUGUGGGACGAUCCUACGCACUCACUGUCAGGGCCGCUGACAAUGCACCAGAGAUCCAGAGAAGGAGCUCCAUCACUACAGUGUACAUUGAAGUUUUGCCUCCCAACAACCAGAGCCCCCCACGCUUCCCUCUCCUCACCUACAACCUUGAAGUCAGCGAGGCCAUGAGGAUAGGAGCUAUUCUGCUCAAUCUGCAGGCCACAGACAGAGAAAACGACCCGAUCACGUACCGCAUUUUGAGUGGGGAUUCCCAGAAGGUCUUCAACCUCUCUGAAACGAUUGGCCUUCUGCUUCUGGGAGAGCCUCUGGACAGAGAGACCAUGGACCAGUACCGUCUGAUUGUCACAGCCUCCGACGGCAACCCUGGAGGGACAUCCACUGCUACUGUGAACAUCGUCGUCACUGAUGUCAACGAUAAUGACCCUGAGUUUGACCUCGCCAUACUCACUAAUUUUACCGUACGAGAAGAAGAGGCCAAUUUGUUUGUCGGAGAAGUCCUGGCUACAGAUCCAGAUUUGGGGGUUAAUGGCCAGGUGCGCUACCGGAUCGUGAAUCAUCCAGACUUGUUUCUAAUCGGUGCGAACGGCAGCAUCUACACAAGAGUGCCUCUUGACCGGGAGCUCAGGAGCCAAUAUGACCUGGUGGUAGAGGCCUCAGAUGGAGCAGUGGAUCCACGGCGGACAACCUUGACCAUCUCAAUCCAGGUUAUGGAUAUCGAUGACAACAGCCCGGUCUUCUCCCAGCAAACGUAUGUGGUGAGCGUACCCGAGAACAGCCCCGUGGGAACUCUGGUCCUAAAGCUAAGUGCGGUGGACUCCGACCUCUUCUCCAACGUCACGUAUCGGAUCAAGACUGAAUCGGCCAGGCAGCUGUUUUCUCUGAACCCCGUCACGGGGGAGUUAGCCGUGCUGCAGACCCUGGACUUUGAGGACCUGGCAGCUAUGGGCAUGGGGACCUCUUACACUUUCCAGGUGGAAGCUGUCGACCAAGGAGGGGUCACGCCCCCAGGGCUGGCUACCGUCACGGUCCGCAUCACGGACAUGAAUGACUUCUCCCCCAUCUUUACCCAAGACCUGUAUAAGGGCAUGGUGGCACCCAAUGCAGAGAAAGGAACGGUCAUCGCAACUGUUUUUGCUCAGGACCAAGACCCACCAGGUACUCCAGCCAGUUUUGUCCGCUACAGAGUGGACCUGGACAGGUCGCCGUACAGCGGGAGCAUCUUUGAUGUAGAAGAGGAAACUGGAAGAGUCAUCACUAAGGUCAACCUCAAUGAGGAGCCCAGUGUUACCUUUGAGUUGUUCGUGAUAGCCUAUGAUGAUGGGGAGCCGGUGAAGACUAACAGCACGUUGGUGGAGAUCACUGUUCUGCAGCCUUCCCGCAUCCCAAUCUUCACCCAGGAAGAGUACAGGUUUCCUCUAGUUAGUGAGCUGGCUCCAUUUGGCACACCGGUGGGGACUAUUCUAGCUGCUGCCAUCAAUCAAACCAUCUUCUACUCCAUUGUGGCAGGAAAUGAACUAGGUCAUUUUCAGGUGAACAACAAGACAGGCGUCAUCUCCACAGCUAAACCUCUGGAUUAUGAAAAUGUGACCAGCUACGUCCUCCGGGUCCAGGCUGACUCGAUGGUGAUUGUCUUGUCCAACCUGCGUGUGCCGUCUAAAACUAACACAGCCAAGGUGUUCAUUGACGUGCUGGAUGAGAAUGACCACCCUCCCAUCUUCACCAGGCAGCUCUACAUAGGCGGCGUGACGGAAGACACCAAGAUCUUUAGCUCCGUGCUCAAGAUAGUGGCCAAUGAUAAGGACACUGGAAAUUACAGUAAGAUGGCAUACCGCCUGAUUAUCCCACCCACAACAGAGGGCCAGGACAGCUUCGUCAUCGAGACCUACACGGGUAUCGUCAAGUCGGCCAUGAUGUUUCGAAAUAUGCGUAGGUCCUACUUCGGGUUUGAAGUCAUUGCCACAGACGACUAUGGAAUAGGUCUCAGCAGCAGUGCUGAAGUGGUGGUUUCUGUGGUCAACGCGUUGGACAUGCAAGUUGUUGUAUCCACCGUCCCACCCACCUUAGUGGAGGAGAAUAGGGAGGAGAUCAUUCGGAUUCUGGAGCGCCACGUCCAGGACCAGAUUCCAGGUGCCAAGGUGAUUGUAGAGUCAAUUGGGCCGCGUCGUCAUGGCGAUGGCUUUGAACUAGAGGACUACAGUAAGUCGGACCUGAUGGUGUACGCGAUUGACCCGCUCACCAACAGGGCCAUUUCGCCCAAGGAGCUCUUCAAAUUUCUCGAUGGGAAUGUGCUGGAAAUCAACAAAGAGUUCCAGCCGUUACUGGGGGAGGGCGGCCGCGUCCUCGAGAUCCGCUCUCCAGACAUUGUGGCCAGCGUGAAGAAGGCGGCGCAGGCUGUGGGCUACACAGAGGGAGCUCUCCUGGCCCUUGCCAUCAUCAUCAUCCUCUGCUGCAUCCCUGCCAUCCUCAUCGUCAUGGUCACCUACAAACAGUUCAAAGAGCGACAGGCAGAGUGUGCCAAAACUGCCAGGAUUCAGAUGGCUUUACCACCAGGAGGGAAAGCACCCCCAGCGGGUGCUCCCACUGCUAACCUCUAUGAGGAGCUGGGCGACAGCAGCAUGAGGCGAGGCAGACAGCAACAGCAACUGCUGAGGCCAUCUCUUCUGAGACCUGAGGAACUCUCCAUGGAGUCCGGUAUCGACCCAGGCCAGGACUACUACGCGCAAGACUACUAUAAUUACGACCAAGGGUAUGACAUUCCUCAGUAUGGCAGUCGGAGGAGGCUGAUAACUCCCAUGUACGAUGAAUAUGGAGAGGUGAUCGUGGAGGACGACGGGUAUUACUACGGUCCUCAUGGCACUGAGGACCGAGGCAGAGGCAGGGGCCGCGGUAGAGGUGCACCCAAGCGAGUUGCCUUUAGGGACAUGCCGCCAGGGGAUGAAAUCGAACCAGCUGAGCCAGCAGAGGCGGGCGAGCCUUCUAAGGCUGCCAAGAAACUGAAGUCUGUCAUGAAACUCAGCAAAUUCCUGGCGGCCAGCAAGCAGCCGUCUGAUGCCGGUCCUUCUGGCAAAGCUUCAUGGAAGAAAGCCAAGAUGUUCAAGAUGUUUGGUGCCGGCAAGAAGGACAAGGAUUACGCCAAACUGAUGUCAGCCCGCCGUAUUGACAGCCAGGAGAGUCUGACUGGCGGACCAGCCGGCUUGGGACCGAUCGACAGCAAGACUGAUACCCGCAGCCGGCUUGGCAAAGUUUUGAAGAAAAUCAACUUGGGCAACAAGUUGCUGCUUCGGAGGAAGUCACAGAGCAGCGUGAGUCGUGGCUCGGGCACAGGCAGCGAGAGAGACGAGGAGGCCUCACAGGUAGCCAGUGAAGAUGACAAGAAGUCUAAAGUGUCCAUUAGUGUGACAGAAAGUGAGCCAGAGGCAGGUGCAAGUGGGAGCGGUAAGGAGAGAGACUCUGAUGAGGAAUCCUCAGAGAGAGGCAGUGUUGACACAGAUCAUCUGAAAGUAGAUUUGGACAGGGAUGAAACCAACGAAAGCACUGUGGACUCAGAGGAAGAGCCUGACGAAGAGCCGGGGGAUUCUGAUGAGGAAAGCAAGUCCAAAUCUGAAGGAGAAGAAACUGAGAAGGAAUCUGUCAGUGAGAAAGAAUCUGGGACGGAAAGAGAAUCGGAGUCGGAGAGGUCUUCGGCUACAGAGAAAGAAUCGGAAACUGAGAAGGAGUCUGAGUCUGAGAAAGAGUCUGAAUCUGAGAAAGGAACAGAAUCGGGAACAGCAACAGAGAAGGAAACGAGCACAGAGAAGGAUUCAGGGACAGAGAGAGGCUCUGAUGAAGAGUCUGAGGAGGAAGAGGCUUCAGGGAGCACUAGAGAAAGUGGGUCUUCUGCCCGCUCUUCCAUGAGAUCAUCAGCUACUGAGGCCAGCAAGGGGAGCGGCGCUUCAGGCGUGAGUGGCAGUGGAAGUGGAAGUGGUAGUGGGAGUGGUAGUGGUAGUGGUAGUGGCAGUGGUAGUGGGAGUGGGAGUGGCAGUGGUAGUGGUAGUGGGAGUGGAAGUGGCAGUGGAAGUGGGAGUGGGAGUGGUAGUGGUAGUGUUUCCAGAGGAAGUGCAAGUGAGAGGGGCAGUGGUAGCAUUAGCAGUGCGGCAUCUUUAUCUGGCUCCACUGUUAGGUCGUCACAGAAAAGCAGAUCAUCAGGAAGUGCCGUAACCUCAGAGAAGUCCAGUGAAGAACUCAGUGAGGGCGAGUCAGGGACAGGAACAGCCAGCGAUGCAGAGUCAGGGUCAGGGUCAGGGAGUGAAGGCUCUUUGUCGCGAGAGUCCAGCCAGAGGAAAACGUCUGGGUCAGAGUCCGAUGGAGGCUCUGCAGCCGGCAGCCAGAAAACAGACCAGAGUUCCCAGGGCAGCGAGGAGAGUUCAGCUGGUUCCCAGUCCGCCAGUGGCAGCCGGCGUUCCCAAAAGUCCAUCCUGAGCCGCAAAUCUGAGGACACAAUCACAGAGGAGAGUGAAGAAGAGGAUGAGGAAGGAUCCGAGACUGCUGACGAGAGCAAAGAGUCAGCCAGCGAGUUAAGUGACGACGCAUCGCCCGCGAGGUCCAGCGUGGGUUCCGGAGACCCCGGGCCCUCUUCUUCCUAUACUGGUCCGCCAUACAGCUCCGAGGUCAGAAGCAUCGGGGACACCUCUGUAGAGACAUACGGAGGACUGUCCCCUAUCACCGAGGUGGACGAGGACGCCAUCUCCUCUGACAAAUCCUCAGCCAGCGGCUCCGGAUCAGAGGCCGGCAGUGCGUCGAAGGCUACGUCGGAUGCAGAUUCAGAGUCUGAAGGAAACUCAACUUCCUUCUAGAGAGAUAUAUUGUCCACUGUGAAGUAAGAGAGUGAAUAAAAUCAAUUACCCUUGCAUGGGAGUGAAGAAAUAUUGCUUGCUACUACAGAGUGUUUCAAACGUCCACUUUUUCCUCUUUUCCCCUAAGCAAGGAAAACCGUCGGAGGUUUCCUGCUGCAAAAUCUCAGAGUUUUGCUCUCUUUCUUAGACCUUUGACUUAUUCUUCUCUUUGAUGUUUCCUGGGUGUGUUUUUAUGCUUUUACUUUUUGUAUAACAUCAUGCUCUUGUUUCUACUGUGAGAUUUUGCAUGUUGCAGUACUAUCUGCUUUGACUGAGUGUUUUCCUCUGAUUUUGAAAUGAUCUCUUUCUGGGAAUGUACAGUAUUACUCUUUUCCAUAGAAAAACAACACUUCUCCUCAUAAAUACAAAAACACAGAACUGCAGAUACUUGAUCACAGGAUGGGGUUUAUACUCUCAUUUGUUAGAGUAUGAAUUCUUCUUGAAAGUGCACAGUUAUAUUACUGUAAAAACACCAUUUUAUGGCCAUAUGUUUGAUUUGUGGAAAGCAUCUUUGUUCAGUACAUAAUAAUCCUCAAAUAUAUAACAGCAUAACUUCUGCUAAAAACCUGAAUAUUUUUUCUGGAACAAAGAAGUAAAUUAUGGAGUGAAUUCCCCUUAAAUACCGAGAUCUUGUACAACCCAGCUAUCUACAGUUUCUGCAGUGUUUGUGUUUGCUUUCUUUUCUGAGACAUUUACAUAUAGACAAAUCCGGCGACCACUUUGUGUGUUCUGCGCCGCCAAUACUGCGGUGGCAAGUCGUGGUGACCCUAACAGUAUUAACUGGUGAUUUUCAGCCAAAUGCAUCCUUGGUUGGUCGUGGUAACUUACGUAAAGGGUUGGAGUAGAUAAUAAACACAGAUGAGUACGAGGUCACAGCUUCUGUCACAACGAGUAACCAUGAUGCACUCGGCUGAGAGUCCCCAGUUACCACAGUUAGUUACUUGCAUUCAAAGGCGCACAUAUUGUAGGGAGACGCCACCGCAGUAAUGGUGACUUGUUUAUUUCCGGUACUUCCCAGGAUUCAUAUAUACUGUACCUUCUGAAAAAAAACAGAUAUUGACCUUG
Molecule: messenger RNA, 8326 nt
Organism: Sebastes umbrosus (honeycomb rockfish)
Lineage: Eukaryota; Metazoa; Chordata; Actinopteri; Perciformes; Sebastidae
Product: protocadherin-15-like
Exons: 39
Coding region: 656-7222 (2188 amino acids)
Biological process (GO): homophilic cell-cell adhesion; inner ear development; sensory perception of sound
Cellular component (GO): cell-cell junction; stereocilium; plasma membrane
Molecular function (GO): calcium ion binding
Source: RefSeq, a predicted model, not a curated record